Gregarina niphandrodes is the source of this 1134-nucleotide messenger RNA. Its product is annotated as actin. The record is from RefSeq and is a predicted model, not a curated record. NCBI's taxonomy places the organism in Eukaryota, Apicomplexa, Conoidasida, Eugregarinorida, Gregarinidae. The transcript has 2 exons. Bases 1 to 1134 code for a protein of 377 amino acids.
AUGUCGGCGGUGCCAAUAGUGGUUGAUUUGGGUUCAGGUUAUAUCAAGGCUGGGUCCAGCCACGCCGCGGAGCCUUCAGGUGUAUUUCCUGCGUUAGUGGGCAAGCCACGUCGGCGGUUCGUGGAGCAAUAUCGGGGUUAUCCGGUGUUUUGUGGAGAGGAGGCGGUGGAAUGUCGGGACAAGCUAUCUCUCUUCAGUCCGAUUGACCACGGGCAUAUAAAAGACUGGAACUCGAUGGAUGAGAUAUGGACGCACGUAUUCUCCGGGAAGUUUGGUUUGACCGGUGACCAGGCGCCCAUUCUUAUAACGCAGCCGCCUAAGGCUUCGAGGACUCAUCAGCAGAAGAUUUUGGAGACGCUUUUUGAGAUGUUUGGAGCACCGGAAGUCAGCAUCCAGGUACAAGGGGUUCUGGGCCUUUAUUCAGUAGCUAUGACAACGGGUCUCACCACGGAAAUUGGUGAAGGCGUCACGCAGGUUGUCCCUGUUAUGGAGGGACAAAUCAUAAAUGAAGGUGUCACCAGGAUCGACUGCGGCGGUCAGGAGCUCACAAUGUACCUUCAAAAAUUACUCUGCAACAACGGCUUCGCUUUCACUACCAGAGACGACUUCGAAUAUUGCAGACUCAUUAAAGAAACUUACUGCUACGUACCCUUAGAUCCCGCAGCAGAGGAUCUCCGCACUGAUCUCAACGUCCAAUUCUCCCUCCCCGACGGGUUUAAACUUAGAGACGGCACCAGCCAAAUAAACCUCGGCCCCGAACGCUUCUACUGCGCAGAAGCUCUAUUCAAUCCUGCCCUUAUAGAAAAAGACCAUCCACCCCUCUUCGAUAUUGUCAUGGGCUCCAUUGCAAAAUGCCCUAUCGACCUCAGAACAAGCAUGCUCCAAAAUAUCAUCCUAUCCGGUGGUAGCUCCCUUUUCGAUGGUCUAGACACAAGGUUACACGACACUCUUACAAGGAUUGUACCAAAAGCUAAACAGCAUCUCGUCAAAAUACGGAAACCGGAAAGUGGCGUGUAUGCAGUUUGGCAGGGUGGCAAGAUUUAUUGUGAAAUGAAAGAUGUUCACGGAGAAUCUUGGAUACCACUACAUGAAUAUCAAGAUUCCGGCGAUUCGGUUUUAGAACGCUAUCGAUAA